Molecule: messenger RNA, 1143 nt
Organism: Bipolaris victoriae FI3
Lineage: Eukaryota; Fungi; Ascomycota; Dothideomycetes; Pleosporales; Pleosporaceae
Exons: 3
Coding region: 1-1143 (380 amino acids)
Biological process (GO): protein phosphorylation
Molecular function (GO): protein kinase activity
Source: RefSeq, a predicted model, not a curated record
AUGGCAGAGGCAGGAAAAGAGAAGACGCGACAUGAGUUGGACAAUGAGAAGCUUGGACACUACCUCCAACAAGAGAUACCUGGAACCAAGCUACCAGUGACAUCAACAAAGAUUGGCUAUGGGCAAAGUAACCCUACAUACUAUGUUGAUGAUGCCGCCAAGAACCGGUACAUCUUGAGGAAGAAACCCAGUGGAGCCAUCAUCUCACCCGUUGCACACCGCGUUGACCGCGAAUACAACGUGAUCAAAGCUCUGGGUACAGUCGAUGGCUUCCCGGUACCAAAAGUAUACUGCCUAUGCAUGGAUCCCACCAUAAUCGGAACCGAAUUCUACAUAAUGGAAUACGUUCAAGGCCGCAUAUUCACCGACGAAGCCCUCUCAGCUCUCCCCAAGCAAGACCGGCGCGCAGCCUGGAAAUCCGUAGUCUCCACCUUAGCCUGGCUCCAUUCCAUCCCCCCCUCCUCCAUCGGCCUCUCAUCCUUUGGCAAAACAGCAGACUUCUACGCCCGCCACUGCACCACCUUCUCGCGCAUCGAAGCCCAGCAAGCCGCCGUUCGCGACGUCACCACCGGCGCACCGCUCGGCCGCGCCCACCCGGAUUUCGACGAGAUAGUAGACUACAUCCGGCGCCAUGCACCCACCGGCCACAGCAGCAUCGUCCACGGCGACUACAAGUUCGAUAAUAUCAUUCUGCAUCCUACGGAGCCCCGCGUGAUUUCUAUUCUAGAUUGGGAGUUGAGUACCAUUGGGCAUCCGCUGCUCGAUAUUGUGUACCUUGUUAAUCCGUAUUGGAAUCGCGCGAGUAAGGUUCAACCGGCUCCUGGGACGAAGGGGGAGGGGCUGAGGGUUUAUGAUGAGGAGAAUCUGGGCGAGAGCGGUAUGCCGAGUAUGGAGGAGGUGUUGAAUGUGUAUAUGGAGAGGGCGGGGUGGGAUCCGAGGGGGGAGGGGUGGGAGGUUGCGAAGGUUUUUCAUUUGAUGAGGGGAAGCGUGAUAAGCCAUGGUAUUCAAGCCCGUACUAUCAGCGGCCAGGCGAGCAGCGAGUUCUCGUACGUGUACUUUAAGAAUACCAAGCGUGGACUUGAUGAAGCGAUUCGCAUGGUUCGCGAGAUGAAGGCGAAGGAAGAUGUAAAAAGCAGUUUGUAG